UUACGAAGAUCCAAAACCCUUGAACCCUUUUUUUCGCGCUUUAUUACUCUCUUCCCCUCUUUCUUUUCCGCCUUUCAACAUCCCAAAUACUAUCCGCGAGAGAAACCAGUCAAACCACCAAACUAGCAGAAAAAGCUUUUGGUGCACAGUUCUCAAAUCCAGACUAAAAUUCACACACCAUAGAAUUAUAGAGAGAGAAAAUGGGCGCGAUUACGAGACAAGAAGUGAGCAAGCAGUUCAAGCUUCGGCGCUAUACUCUUCAAGCUGCUGCACUUCAAGAGGUGCUUUCUUUCGUUAAUCGCCAUGAAUUUGAUGAUCCUCAUGAAGCUUUGGAUCUUCUUCUCGACCUUCUCGAUCAAGAGCCUCUGAAAUCGUCGAAUUUGGACAAGGAAACGUUGAAUCGAGUGAUUUCUACUAUGCUUGAUGUUGAUGAAGUUUCUGCUUCCAAUUCUCAUUUGCGUAUUAUCGACGCUUUCGUUAUUCCUAAACUUCGUUAUGAUCCAAUUCGGAAGAUUUUCUAUGAGUGUACAGUGGCACUUCCUAUUCAUGGUAAUGCGCCUGCAAAGGCAGCUUUGUAUAGAGAUAGAUUUGAGCAAUUGGCGCAAAGACUUUCGCGCCAUCCACAUUUCUCAAAACCUGCAUUUGAAACCGAAUCAUCAAACUACGGAUGCUGUGAGAUAGUUCCCAUUCAGAACCUUAAUUGGCAAACAGGGAAGAGGUGGAUAAUGGGUGUAAUAUCACAGCUGGAAGAUGGGCAUUUCUAUCUCGAAGAUCUUACUGCCUCAGUGGAAGUUGAUUUAUCUACCGCAAAGAUUACCACCGGUUUCUUUACCGAGAAUACAAUAGUUGUAGCUGAAGGUGAGAAGCUGUCGAAUGGUGUAUUUAAGGUCAAUACAUGUGGCUUCCCUCCCAUAGAGAACAGAGAAGAGUCUCUAUCAUUUGUUUCGGGAUUGGAUUUUUUUGGUUGCGGUACUCUUACGAGUGAGGAGACGAGAAAACUAGCGGAUAUGGAGAAAAAGGCAGUUAAUGACAUGUUUGUGGUACUUUCUGACAUAUGGCUAGAUGACGAAGAGACUAUGGGAAAGCUGAAAGAAGUUCUGGAAGGUUAUGAGUCCGUGGAGGUGGUUCCUUCUUUGUUCAUCUUCAUGGGGAAUUUCUGUUCUUCCCCAUGUAAUCUAUCAUUUCAUUCUUUUGCAAAUCUCAGAUCCCAGUUUGGGAAGCUUGGGAGGAUGAUUGCAGAAUACCCGCGAAUACAAGAGCAAAGUCGGUUUCUGUUUAUUCCUAGCCCUGAUGAUGCAGGCCCUUCAUCUGUUCUCCCAAGGUGUGCUCUUCCAAAGUAUUUAACAGAAGAGCUUCAGAAGGAAAUUCCAAAUGCCUUAUUCAUGAGCAAUCCUUGCAGGAUAAAGUUUUACUCCCAAGAAAUUGUAAUUUUUCGCCGUGACCUCUUGUAUAGAAUGCGGCGUUCAUGCCUGAUUUCCCCGUCUGAUGCUGAAACCAGCGAUCCUUUUGCUCAUUUGGUUGCUACCCUUGUCCACCAAAGUCAUCUCUGUCCCCUUCCUCUCACAAUCCAACCAGUUAGCUGGAAUCAUGAUCAUUGUCUCAAUCUCUAUCCAACCCCUCACACGAUAAUUUUAGGGGAUAGAAGUGAGCAGAAGGUAUUCAAGUAUGGAGGAGUUACAUGCUUUAAUCCUGGAUCCUUCUCAAAUGACCACACCUUUGUUGCAUAUCGUCCCUGUAAUCAUGAAGUUGAGUUGUCUGCUAUUUAAGCCUUUGUCUUGGUAGAAAAAUUAGCAUGAGUAAUCCGAACUUUUGGCCACCGGAAGUUCACCUUGGAAUUUACUCAAUAUAAUCCAAUUUAGGCUAUACUCCAAUUGUAAAUCUCACAUCACUUGGAAUAUAAUUAUCAGAUACAACACAACAGAAUGGGGUUGUUUUGUACUCCAUAUUAAGGUGGAUAUGUGGGGAUUAUCUAAGCAAAUGGGCAAAUGGCCAAAGGUGAAGAUUGCUCAUGCUAAUCUUCCUUUCCCUUGAUUUCAUUCUUAUAAAAAUAGAAAUCAUAUGUAAUGUUAUCUAGUAUUUUUGUUGUAAUUUUCGCUUUUCGGCCCUUUAGGAUAACAGAAAAGAAUUAUAAUGUGAAUUAUGUACCAUAGAUUUGCAUUCAUGAGGAGAUAUAUCUCAGUUACAAUCUUGUAAA
Molecule: messenger RNA, 2194 nt
Organism: Beta vulgaris subsp. vulgaris (sugar beet)
Lineage: Eukaryota; Viridiplantae; Streptophyta; Magnoliopsida; Caryophyllales; Amaranthaceae
Product: DNA polymerase epsilon subunit B
Exons: 13
Coding region: 201-1766 (521 amino acids)
Biological process (GO): error-prone translesion synthesis; DNA-templated DNA replication
Cellular component (GO): epsilon DNA polymerase complex
Molecular function (GO): DNA binding
Source: RefSeq, a predicted model, not a curated record